GAAAAAAUAGCUGUUAUGUGACAACUGUUUUAGAGUGUUUCACUGUUGAAUGCUGAUGAUCCAUAUAUAAAUAAAUACAUACACCCAUUCUUCCUCUGCUUCCUAACUUCUCUCUCUCUCUCACUUUGUAAAGUGUAAGGAGGAGAAGAAAUGGGCAAGAUUCCCAUGUUUUUGGUGGGGAUUAUUUUGAUAGUGUUAGGCAUGGCAGCAGAGGCAGAGUACUUGAAAUAUAAAGAUCCAAAGCAGCCAUUGAAUGUUCGAAUCAAGGAUCUUAUGAGCAGAAUGACACUCCAAGAGAAAAUUGGCCAAAUGACUCAGAUUGAUCGCACUGUUGCUUCAGCUGAUGUCAUUAACAAGUAUUUUAUCGCAGGGAUCCAGCGUUGGUGAAGAAGAUUGGAGAAGCAACUGCACUUGAAGUUAGAGCUACAGGGAUUCCAUAUGUUUUUGCACCUUGCAUUGCGGUUUGUAGGGAUCCAAGGUGGGGUCGCUGCUAUGAAAGUUAUAGUGAAGAUCAUAGUGUUGUUCAAGCUAUGACUCAGAUUAUUCCUGGAUUGCAAGGUCAAAUCCCUACAAAUUCACGCAAGGGAGUUCCUUUUGUUGCUGGAAAAAAGAAAGUUGCGGCUUGUGCUAAGCACUAUGUUGGUGAUGGAGGAACCACUGAAGGAAUCAACGAGAACAACACGGUGAUAAACAGACAUGGGUUGCUUAGCAUUCACAUGCCAGGCUACUAUAACUCAAUCAUUAAUGGUGUUUCAACUGUUAUGAUCUCUUACUCUAGCUGGAAUGGAAUCAAGAUGCAUGCUAACCGUGACUUAAUUACUGGCUUUCUCAAGAACACUCUUCGCUUCAGGGGUUUUGUGAUAUCAGAUUGGCAAGGAAUUGAUAGGAUUACUUCCCCUCCUCAUGCUAACUAUACAUAUUCCAUUGUUACGGGAAUCAAUGCUGGAAUUGACAUGAUAAUGGUUCCCUAUAACUACACUGAAUUCAUAGAUGGCCUAACAUCUUUAGUGAAGAACAACUUCAUAGCCAUGAGUCGAAUUGAUGACGCGGUAAAGAGAAUCCUAAGGGUUAAGUUUGUGAUGGGUCUUUUUGAAAGUCCAUUAGCUGAUAACACCCUAGUUGACCAGCUUGGAAGUCAGGAGCAUAGAGAAUUGGCUAGGGAAGCUGUGAGAAAAUCAUUAGUCCUAUUAAAGAAUGGUGAAGAUGCAGAUACACCAUUGCUUCCACUUCCUAAGAAGGCUUCAAAAAUACUUGUUGCUGGAAGUCAUGCUGAUAAUCUUGGUUAUCAGUGUGGUGGUUGGACCAUUGAAUGGCAAGGACUAAGUGGCAACAAUAUUACCUCUGGUACAACUAUUCUAAGUGCUAUAAAAAACACUGUUGAUAAAGACACUAAGGUGGUUUACAAGGAGAACCCUGAUUUGGAGUAUGUGAAGUCCAAUGAUUUUUCAUAUGCAAUUGUGGUAGUUGGAGAGCAUCCAUAUGCAGAGACAUUUGGAGACAGCUUGAACUUGACAAUACCAGAUCCUGGUCCACAAACCAUAACAAAUGUGUGUGGAGGAGUGAAAUGUGUUGUUGUAGUAAUCUCUGGUCGCCCUGUGGUUAUACAGCCAUAUCUUGACACCAUUGAAGCACUUGUUGCUGCUUGGCUUCCAGGAACUGAGGGUCAAGGUGUUGCUGAUGUUCUGUUUGGUGAUUAUGGUUUCACUGGCAAGCUUUCAAGAACAUGGUUUAAGACAGUUGAUCAGUUACCUAUGAAUGUUGGUGAUUCACAUUAUGAUCCACUUUACCCAUUUGGAUUUGGCCUUACAACCAAACCCAACAAAGUUGUAUAGGGAACUCAACUUUAAAGCACCUUUUAACGUUGUUUAGGUUGUGUUUGGUAAUUAAAUAUUUGUUCUAAUAAACCAGUUUCAAAAUUUAAAUAAGCUAUUUUAUUGUCUUUUUUCAUAUGAAAAGACAUUUAUUUUCCAAUGUUGUGUAAAUUUUCUUGAAUAAGAUAUAAUAAAAUAACCUAAUAUUAGAAUA
Molecule: messenger RNA, 2025 nt
Organism: Arachis duranensis
Lineage: Eukaryota; Viridiplantae; Streptophyta; Magnoliopsida; Fabales; Fabaceae
Biological process (GO): glucan catabolic process
Molecular function (GO): beta-glucosidase activity
Source: RefSeq, a predicted model, not a curated record